Molecule: messenger RNA, 2758 nt
Organism: Cryptomeria japonica (Japanese cedar)
Lineage: Eukaryota; Viridiplantae; Streptophyta; Pinopsida; Cupressales; Cupressaceae
Product: probable methyltransferase PMT12
Exons: 9
Coding region: 376-2475 (699 amino acids)
Cellular component (GO): cytoplasm; endosome; trans-Golgi network
Molecular function (GO): methyltransferase activity
Source: RefSeq, a predicted model, not a curated record
UUUAAGCCAGAUUUUGAUGGCGAAAGAUCAAUUUUAGGCCGUUGCCCGUUACAAACCAAGCAAACGAAUUCUUUUGCAUACCGACCACUGGAAUUCACUGGCUGUGUCAUUGAAUGACAGAGAGAUCGGCCGCAUUGAACCGUAAGAGGCAAGCUUAAGGAGAUUCGAACCACCAUCAUUGCUGCCUGAUUGACAUUUGCUGCAUCUUCAUAAUUACGAUGGAAAAUAAAUGUGUCCAGCUUGUGCUUAACACAUCAUAAUGCUACACUUGUCAUUUCGUGUUCUGAUUUGUAGGUUUGUAUGCGAAACGAAUUUGAGAAAUACAGAGUCUGAAAGCAAAAGCAAAGGUGGAAGAAGAAAAAGAAGAGAGAAGACAUGAAAGAGAAGGUGGAGCUCAAGAAGCCCCUGGCAUUAAAGAUCUUAGCGCUUCUGCUUGUGGCCACCGCCUGCUUCUUCCUAGGCAAGCGCUGGGUAACAGGAUAUGAUCAGGUAUUAGUGGUUACUGCUUCGUCUCGUGAUUCCGAUACGAAUUCCAAUUAUGUCUCUAGAUCUCCUUCUGUUGUCCUUGUCCCCAAUGCUACUCGAACCUAUGACCUCUCAUCUUUCAACAUUACCACAAAUCCACCAUACCCUACCCCUCCUUUACGCUCCUCUUCUCCUCCGCCUCCGCUUCUGCCACCGCCUCCACCACCUCUUCCGCCCCCGCCUCCGCCUCCGAUCUCCACUACUCUAGGCGUGAUGGGUCCUGAUGGGGCAAUGCAGACCGAUUUCAAGAUCGGCAAUGAUGAUGAUGGUGACGUUGAUGGCGAUGUCAUUGAUCCUGAUGUCGAUCCAAUGCUGAAUACGACUGAACCAUUGGAAAAUGGGUCGCCUAGUAAUGGUACCAGUUUUACCGGUUUAGACAUGGGUGUUCCUAAAUUCGAUCGCUGUCCUGCAAACAUGAGCGAGUACAUUCCCUGCCUUGACAACCUGGAAGCUAUCAGGAAGCUCAAUUCUACCGAGAAAGGGGAGCGGUUUGAGCGGCGUUGCCCUGACCAAGCUUUGCGGUUGCGCUGCCGUGUUCCAGCUCCACAACAUUACAGGCCUCCCAUACCGUGGCCUAAAAGCCGUGACGAGGUCUGGUAUAGCAAUGUCCCACAUACACGACUGGUGGAAGAUAAAGGUGGCCAAAAUUGGAUUGAAUUGCGUGGAGAUAAAUUUACAUUUCCUGGAGGUGGAACACAAUUCAUUCACGGGGCAGAUAGUUACAUAGAUCAGAUGGCUCAGAUGGUUCCUGAUCUGGCUUUUGGUGUUCAUACCAGGGUUGCUUUGGAUGUAGGAUGUGGUGUAGCCAGCUUUGGAGCCUUCUUGCUUUCUAGAAAUGUAUUGACCCUUUCCAUAGCUCCCAAGGAUGUUCAUGAAAAUCAGAUCCAAUUCGCUCUUGAGCGAGGUGUUCCAGCUAUGGUAGCGGCAUUUGCAACACACCGCCUUCUAUAUCCAAGUCAGGCUUUUGAUCUGAUUCACUGCUCUCGCUGUCGAAUCAAUUGGACUCGUGAUGGGGGCCUUUUAUUGCUCGAGGUCAAUCGUAUGUUGAGAGCUGGAGGCUAUUUUGCCUGGGCAGCACAGCCAGUGUACAAACAUGAGGCAAAUCAACAAGAGGCUUGGAAAGAAAUGGAGGAUCUUGCUACAAGAAUCUGCUGGAAGCUUGUUAAGAAAGAGGGUUAUAUUGCAAUUUGGCAAAAACCUGUCAAUAACACUUGUUAUGUUAGCCGAGAUGCAGAAACCCAGCCUCCUUUAUGUAAUGUGGAGGAUGACCUAGAUAAUGUUUGGUAUGUACCAUUGAAAGCUUGUAUCACACUAUUACCUGAAAAUGGAUUUGGAAGAAAUUUGACAAAUUGGCCAGACCGAUUGCAUACAAUUCCAGAUAGACUGGAGACUGUCCAACUAGAUGGAUUUAUGGCAAAGAAGGAAAUCUAUACUGCGGAAACAAAUUACAUGAAAAUGGUUGUGGAAGGUUAUUUGCGUGGUCUUGGAUGGAAGAGACAGCACUUCAGAAAUGUGAUGGAUAUGAGGGCAGGCUUUGGAGGAUUUGCUGCAGCAGUAUUGGACCAGCAUAUUGAUGUCUGGGUAAUGAAUGUGGUUCCUGUAAGUGGACCAAAUACGUUGCCUGUGAUUUAUGACCGUGGGCUGAUUGGAGUUGCUCAUGAUUGGUGUGAGGCAUUUGAUACAUAUCCACGAACCUAUGAUCUUCUACAUGCAUCUGGUCUAUUCUCCGUUGAGGAGAAAAGAUGCAACAUAGCAGACAUUAUAUUAGAAAUGGAUCGCAUUAUGCGUCCAGGUGCAUUUGCAUAUAUUCGAGAUGCUAGGUCAGUUUUGGCAAAAGUUGAGGUACUUGCAAAAGCAAUGGGAUGGAGCACCCACACAUUUGACACUGAAGAGGGAUCCUAUGCUAGUAUAAAAGUUCUAUCCUGUCAAAAGAAGCCAUUGCACGCUUAAUGUAUUAAUUUGGUCUUUCAUUGUAUCAUGUAAGAUUAUUUACCAAGUUUUAUUCUUAGGUUUUUCUUCCAUAUUUAUGAUGAACGUAUUUUCUGCAAAGGAUGCAACACCCUUUUUGCAGUGAUAAUUUUGCAGCAUGAAUUUUCAGUUCAGUAUAAGAAAAGUGGCAUGAAGUGUAUUCAGACAAGGAGAUUUGGUUUAUACGGUUCUAAUUCAUAUUUUUUUUGAAUGAACUUGUAAUGUAGAAAUCAAGAAGAAUAUAUAAUUUCCAUCAUUUACCUCA